AUGUUUCUGAUUAAUUUUCAAUGCUGUAUUGAAUGAUCUUUUACUUUUAAUUAUUAUUAUUAAUGGAUAUUAAUUAUAUUAAAUUGUGAAUUUUUGUCCGUAUUCGUCUAAUUUUAACUAUCAUAAAAUCUAAUUUUAGAAAUUUCAGAGUUCAGCAUUGUUGUCAGUUAUGACGUAGUAAGGAGCGCGUGCGUAAGGAGCGCAGCCAGCUGCUCUUCAGGAAGGAAGGAACUACACGCAGACGAUUUAAACGUGCGCACAAUCCUCUUGUUUGCAAAUGUUUAAGAGAAACAACUUUUAUUCAUUAAAAGGAUUGAUUCAAGUGUUCUGUUGCUAAUAAAAAACGCUUAGACGACGAAUAAUUUCACCGUAGAAAUAAGAGAAAUAUAAAAUGGCUAGCAGCUAAAAAUGUAUAUGCUGUGGCCACAAUGUCCAAAAAAGAAGUUCCGAGAGUAAAGAAAGGAGUACAACAUCACCUUUAUGGGUCUGGAAAAGCUGCAUCCCUUCGACGCUGGCAAAUGGGGCAAGGUCAUUCACUUCUUGAAAGAGGAGCAGUUCAUCACCGAUGAGGUCAUUGUUCUAGCCCGGGAGGCCAGCGAGGCGGAUCUUCUAGUGGUUCACACUGCGCGCUACCUGAACAGACUCAAGAACGCUAUCUUGGAGGGCUCCAGAGAGUGGUCGCUGGUGGUUGCCACCAUCACAGAAAUCCCACCUCUCCUGUUCCUGCCCAACUUCCUGGUACAGCGCAACGUUCUAAAACCUUUGAGAACACAAACAGGAGGAACCAUUAUGGCUGGAAAGCUGGCAAUGGAUCGAGGAUGGGCAAUAAAUGUGGGAGGAGGCUUCCACCACUGCUCUAGUGACAAAGGAGGAGGUUUCUGUGCCUACGCUGACAUCACACUGGCUAUCAAGUUUCUCUUUGAGAGGGUGGAGGGAGUUGCCAGGGCCACCAUCAUCGAUCUAGAUGCCCAUCAGGGAAACGGCCAUGAGCGGGAUUUCCUGGAAGACAGACGCAUUUACAUAAUGGAUGUCUAUAAUCGCCACAUCUAUCCAGGAGAUGGAUAUGCAAAGAGGGCGAUUAAACGAAAAGUGGAGCUGGACUGGGGCACAGAAGACAUGGAGUAUCUACAGAAGGUGGAGCUCCAUUCAGAAGGGGCGCUGAAUGAAGUAAAGCCAGACAUCAUCAUAUACAAUGCAGGCACAGACAUUCUUGAUGGAGACCCUCUGGGAGGUCUGGCUAUAUCCCCACAGGGUAUCGUAAAGAGAGAUGAGAUCAUCUUCAGGGCAGCCCGUCGAAGAGGAAUCCCCAUCCUUAUGGUGACGUCAGGGGGCUACCAGAAGAAAACCGCUCGUAUUAUUGCCGAUUCCAUCUUGAAUCUGCACAGACAGGGUUUGAUUGGUGAAGAGGCUGUAGAAGGUAGAAGCCCCUCAAAUGUCCCGCUCAUGAUGAGCAAAUCUGUGUCAUCAGGGCCCACAGUCAGUGCCAUUUAAACUCUCCUGAUCUUGGACCUUGUCAAAGACUCUGUUCUUUUACCUAAUACAAACAUUUAGGAUUAAUAUAUAAUGCUCUGGUCAGGGAUCUAAUGGUUUGGUAGUUUAGACUGAGAUUGACUCAGGAUAGUUUUCUUAGUUCAUUGAUUUGAACUAUUUAACUCGUAUGUUGCAUUUUUUUGAGUUUGGGUAAUAUUUUCUUUUUUCCAUCAUUUCCCUGGGGGUCUUUUAUGCAAUGCUUGUGGGCACAAUAAAUUUUCAAUGGAAUAGCUUACCCAGAAAUAAAUUUUGUCAUCAUUUGCUCACACUCAUUCCAAAUCCAUUCAGUUUUAUUAUAUGGAAAAGAACAAUUCCCAUUUUGUGUUCCACUGAAGAAAGACAAUUAUACAAGUUUGGAAUGACAGAAUUUUUUCAUUUGGGUGAACUAUUCCUUUAAAACCAUUUUGAUUGGUGCCCACAAGUAGUCAUUGAAAGGGAAUUGAUUUAUUUUCAAUUUGUAAAAUUUAUUGUGAUUGGCAUAUUGUACAUCCAUACAUUUCUCUAGAAAUCCCCAGUUUGAGAUACAAACACAAGACAAAUAUACCGUAUGCCAGGAGUUUAUUUUAUUGAGCGAUUUGUGGCAGCUCUCUGUAACACUAUAUUAGAUUUACUCAAAAUUAAAUUAUACCAUUAUGAAUCAAUUUUGGAUACAUUACAGAUUCCUCUUUGCGUCGACCUGCUCUGCUAUCACGCCUUAAAUUAUUCUGUGGCAUUGAAUGGAAGUUGCUCUUAGGACGUGUUUUUGUGACCAGUUGGUUUUAGCAACAGGCUUGAAUUCUCAUUUGUGUGCAUCAGCAGGUGGACCACUGUCAGGCUAAGUGCUUUCUAUCAUAUUACGCCUGGCAGGCUUUUGAAACAUCUUCAGGCUGAGGCCGUGCUCUCUCUAUUAGGAAAUGAAACUCUUCAUUGGAGAGUAAGAGAGACACUGCAGUUGGUUACCAGUGACAGUUCUAAAGCUGUGAUCUCGUCUGCCUCAAUUUAACAAAAUGUUUCCUGUCAUCUAGAGAAUAAACAGGAGAUGAUGACACUGUAUUCUUUUUAUGUUCAGAUUUUAAAUUGUAGUAUUUCUAUUUUUAUUUUUAUUUUUUUAUUUUUAUUUUUAGAUAUCAAGUGUAGUCUAGUCAACUAUUUUUACUAGAGUUCAUUACUCCACACCUAUGAAUUUGUCACUUUGUUGGCAUUAUAAGCUUUGAGUUUAUUUAAAGAUAAGGUUCUGCCCAAAACAAUCUAUUCACCCACAUGUUUUUCCAAAUCUGACUUUAAAGGACAAGUAUGGAGGGCAUGAUGGAAAAAAAAAUGAGAUGGGAGGAAACAUUUCAAUGCUUUGAAUAUUGUGAUUGCUCACAAGGUGAUAAUAUGGGGAAAUAAUAUGGUGAAAAACUAUAUUUCAAUGCUUAUGCAAGUGAAAGUAAAAUUUCUUGGGGGAAUGCAAUACUUUUGCAAGAGAAUGCAAAUGUUUUGCAAGUAAACAAAGUUUACAAAGGAUACAAAGUUUCUUAGUCGAACGCAGAAGUUUUGCAAGUCAACGUAAAAAAAACAGAUCUGAAAAAAAUGUUGGUGAGAAAAGUAUGAUAGACUUUUCAUUUUGUUAAUGAACUAUCUCUUUUAUUCUAUUUUUUUAAGGCUUAAGGUUGGUAUUUAGAAGGUUGUCUUCUUAAGGAGUGACUAAUGAGCUUUGUGGUAGGCACUUCUUCUCAGGUUUGAGGUUUAAUGUUAAAGGUUUCUUUGAUCAUCCCAACCACCCUUACCUAGCAAAGCUGCAUUACCCAUCGGUGUGAUUUUGGGGUGGAUCUAUAUUUCUUUCUGACUAAUGGCAGAUAAGGGCUGUAUCCGAAAUCACAUAUUAUAGAUGACUCUUUUGAAUAAGUGAAUACUUGGCAUUCAAUAAAAAAAUAGAUAGUAUAAUUGCGUAUAUUGUGAAUGUAAUGCGGACGUCAACCAUGCAAUUUUUGCCUACUGUUUUUUGAGCUUUGUUUUAUGAACUACUUUGUUCACUUACUGUUUUUGGCUACAAUACAUUAGUGAAAUAUGCGAUUUUGGGUGCAGGCAAAAUAUCCUGUGGCACAGAAACAACAUUUUUUACGUUAUUUUUUAAAAACCUACUAAAAUGAAUAUGCUUGUUAUUUAUUUUGUGACUUGUUUACUGUGAUAGCUCCCAUUCCAUGUAUCCUGGUUUGAGACUUGGGUAAUAAAAGUUAAGAGAGCAGAGGACUAAUUUAGUGAGGUGUUUACUCUUUUGGGAAUGGCCAAAUUUGAGCAUUAUUAAUGUUGUUUUUGGUUCUGGGUUAAGGUUAUGAGUCUGCUAUUGCUCUUGGGUGCUGGAGGUAUCUUGGUAAUGGACACUAAUGAGUGUAGUAGGGCUCUUUUCAUUCCUUUCCUUUCUUUUACUCUUUAAUGAAAGCUGUCAAAAAGAUGAAAAUGGAGGUCACUUGAAAGAUGUGAACCCUUGAGGUCUAGCUAGCAGUUUAAUGGAUCUGUACAUGAAAAGGACCACCUUGGUCCUGUUUAAACAAAUGACUUACGGAUGAGUAUUUCAUGUGCUCAUUUCAUAAUAGCAUUUUUUUUCUCUUUUUUUCCUUUCUCUCAGAACACUAAACAUCUUAUGCACUUAUUGUGAUCUGUGCCACUUUAAGAAACCUAUAUUAAUUUUAUUACUUUGCCUUGAGAUGUUUUUAUAUAUAUAUAUAUAUAUAUAUAUAUAUAUAUAUAUAUAUAUAUAUAUAUAUAUAUAUAUAUAUAUAUAAAACUACUUAAAAUUUAAGUAGUACUCUUAUUUACUCUUACAUUCUGGUAAAAAAAAUGUAUAGCUUGAAUGCACUAUAAGCUUUGGAUAAAAGCGUCUGCUAAAUGCAUAAAUGUAAAAUGUAAAUCGAAUCAUAUCUUGUCCAUUUAAACCAGUGUUUUAUGUUUAGAGAUACUUCAUUACUUGGGUAAAUUACAGUACAUUUAAUCAUCAAUCUAUAGUAAUGGUGUUUUGUUAACAUCUAACAAAUGUCCCAAAUGUCUUCAUGUUGUGUUUGACAUGUUCUUUUGUACUUUUUAUUUAAUACCAUUUCCAUGUAAGAACAGGGAAAAUAAAUCAAGUCUAACAAUGCAA
Messenger RNA from Carassius gibelio (silver crucian carp), 4627 nucleotides. RefSeq names its product histone deacetylase 11. The transcript is spliced from 12 exons. The record is from RefSeq and is a predicted model, not a curated record. Lineage: Eukaryota; Metazoa; Chordata; Actinopteri; Cypriniformes; Cyprinidae. Gene Ontology annotation, molecular function: histone deacetylase activity. Bases 481 to 1491 code for a protein of 336 amino acids.